Oenanthe melanoleuca is the source of this 1243-nucleotide messenger RNA. RefSeq names its product acrosin-like. Gene Ontology annotation, molecular function: serine-type endopeptidase activity. NCBI's taxonomy places the organism in Eukaryota, Metazoa, Chordata, Aves, Passeriformes, Muscicapidae. Gene Ontology annotation, biological process: proteolysis; acrosome reaction. The record is from RefSeq and is a predicted model, not a curated record. Bases 167 to 1057 code for a protein of 296 amino acids. The transcript is spliced from 5 exons.
UUCCACAGCCCCCACGGUGCCCAGAACAUGGAACCCAGCCCUCUGUGACAUCAGCCCCGGGGCCGAGGGCACCACGGGCAGCGCAGCUGCUGCGGGCAUUGCGGCUGUGGCUGUGCUGCUGCACGGAGCCCUCAGUGCUUGCAGCUGACACGCGCCUCUGGCAGCCAUGAAUGGGCUCGGCCUCCUCGUCCUGCUCACCGUGCCUGGGCUGGCACACGGCUUAUGGGAAGACUGUGGAGGGAUAUGUGGGCUCCGACCCUUGAUGUAUGAGUAUGAGUAUCUGGAUGAAGUCGUCGACACGACACGCGUCGUGGGUGGCGCAGAUGCCAAGUCAGGGUCCUGGCCCUGGAUUGUCAGCCUUAAGCAUCCUGCAAUACCAGGAACAAGACAUCUGUGUGGAGGGUCUCUCAUAAAUGCAGAGUGGGUCCUCACAGCAGCUCACUGCUUCGACCCCAUCAGGAAAUUUGGCGUGGUGUAUGUGGUGAUUGGGGCCACUCAGUUGACUAAGCCAGGACCUGGAGCACAACUGCGCAGAAUUAAGAAGUUAGUGCUUCACGAAAACUACAAUAAAAAUGACAAGAGUAACGACAUUGCUUUGCUGCAGCUGAGCAAGCCUGUUGAGUGCAACCCCUACACUCAGGUGGCCUGCGUGGCUGAGCCCACCACAAACUUGUCAGACCUGCAGAAUUGCUGGGUGGCCGGCUGGGGUGCCGUCACUGCAAGAGCUCAAAACUCAAGUGACGUCCUACAGGAGGCUGAAGUCCAGCUAAUCGAUGUCCAUCUCUGCAACAGUAGCCGCUGGUAUGCAGGGAAAAUCCACACCCACAACUUGUGUGCUGGUUACCCAGAGGGCAAAAUCGACACCUGCCAGGGUGACAGCGGUGGUCCUCUCAUGUGCCAAGAUAAACACAGUGACUUCUUCUGGGUUGUUGGAGUGACCAGCUGGGGAAGAGGUUGCGCCAGAGCAAAGCAGCCUGGAGUCUACACCUCCACUCAGCACUUCUAUGACUGGAUCCUGGCCAACGUCGGCAUGAAGACAAGUGAAAAUAUUUCUUGAGCAUCAGAGUAGGCAGGAUCCAGAGCAGGCUGCACUGCACUGCAACUGUUUCCUGCUGGGGCAAUACCUCCUGAUCCAACGGCAGCUUCAGUGUCAAAAGCCUGCUCUGUCCUGCCCCCUGUGUGCAUGCAGAACCUGGAGUUGACUUAAUGGUUGAAAUAGAUUUACCUUUGUUCACAGGGAUAC